AGAGAGAGAGAGACGAGAGAGAGAGAGCGGAGAGAGAGAGACCGAGAGAGAGAGACCGAGAGAGAGAGAGAGAGAGAGAGAGAGAGACCGAGACGAGAGAGAGACCGAGAGAGAGACCGAGAGAGAGACCGAGAGAGAGACCGAGAGAGAGACCGAGAGAGAGACCGAGACCGAGAGAGAGAAAGAGACCGA
This is a messenger RNA of Oncorhynchus mykiss (rainbow trout), 192 nucleotides long. The record is from RefSeq and is a predicted model, not a curated record. NCBI's taxonomy places the organism in Eukaryota, Metazoa, Chordata, Actinopteri, Salmoniformes, Salmonidae.